AUGGACAGCAGAAACUCCCCUGUGGACAACUUGGUGUUGCCCUUGACAAAGUUCUCAGGAGGGGAAGUGUGGCUGAAGGAUGAAGAUGGCACAGUGCCACAGAGCUUGGAGCAGGUUGAGGUAAUGGGGAAGGCCGCAUCGAUACCCACCGACAAACUCAUCUUCAAUGCCAAGGAGACUCUGCGCUGCACCUUGCCAUGGACGGGACGGAGACUCGUCGCUGAGCUGUCUUUGGUUGGGGGGAGCUCGGACUCGGAUUGUGCUUCACCCAGGACCAAUGUGGGCGAACCGUUGGACGAGAGCUCAUUCGAGGCCAUUAGGGACAACUACACAAGCGCCAAGCUUACCGUGCAAGAGUUGGAGUUGAAGUUUCGUGAGGAAGAGAAGCUCGGGAGGAUGUAUCCAACUACUUUCGCAACCCUUGCAGCCGAGCAUGGCGAGGGUCGCGUCAGGGUCGCGGCAAUGGGCGCCGUGGCAAAGCCCGAUGGCACUGUCCGCCCGCUUCACGACGGAACACAUGGCGUGCGGGUGAACAACGGCAUCCAUCUUGUUAACCAGACGGCCACUCCAGGUCCGGCCGAAGUUGCGCAUGUCGUCAGUUCAGCCAAACGUUCACGCGAGGCGGCAUUCGGCAUUUCUGCGGAUGUCACGGCCGCUCAUCGGCUGGUCAAGCACAGGCGCAAGGAUCAUCCGUUGAUGGCAUGCAAAGCCGAUGCUUCGAGCUCGGUCGUUUGGGUCAAUACCGUGGGCACUUUCGGCUUGAGUGUCGCUUCGUUUUGGUGGAGCCGCUUGUUUGGGAUUGUAGGGCGCACUGUGGCGAGAGCUCUCCUUCAGGAGUGGUUCUACCAGCUCUGCUACGUUGAUGACAUGCACGGUGUCUUCACGGGACGGCAGAAGUUCCGCAACCUAGUAAUGUGGUUCGUCUUGUACCUUGCUUUGGGAACGCCAUUUUCUUUUAAGAAGUUUAAAGGUGGCUUUAAGGUUCCUUUUGUAGGAUAUGAGCUUGGCUACGCGGCUACAGUUGCAUGGUUUCGAACGGACGCUAAGUGCUCCGACGGCUUUGUGGUGAUUGCCGGGUGGGAAUUGAGUGAUGACACCUUCUCAUCCAGAUGGUUCUCCCUACGCUUGUCACCAAAGGACGCACCUUACUUGUUUGACGAGAAAGAAAAGUCGCAAUGGGCAUCGGGCUCCGCGGAGCUCCUCGCAACUUUGGCGGCGCUGCACGCAUUCGGCUACCUGUCCGCAUCGGUCGACAGGACCUUGCUUGACAUCGAGUGCGUUGCAGAUACAGACAAUCAGGGCAACUCCAGGCUGCUGAAGAAAGGGUCAUCCACGAAAUGGCCGCUCAUGCUCGUGAACAUGCAACUGUCAGAUUUGCUGCUUCGUGCAUCGCUCAAAUUACUCUUGAACUGGAGACCACGCAGCGAGAAUCAACAUGCUGACGAUUUGACGAACGAAGUGUUCACCAGCUUUUCUUCAGAGCACCGCAUCGAUCUUAGGUACGCUGAUCUGCCACUUGCUCUCUUGCAUCAGUUGUGGGAGACAAAGGAGAGUUUUGACGAGGCGCGAAGGGCUCAGGCCGCGCUUGCAGCAGAUGCCUCGGGGCAUUCACUCAGGAAGCGGAAGGCGGAGAAGACACCUUGGUAG
This is a messenger RNA of Symbiodinium sp. CCMP2456, 1647 nucleotides long. The record is from the annotation of a GenBank genome assembly. NCBI's taxonomy places the organism in Eukaryota, Dinophyceae, Suessiales, Symbiodiniaceae.